AUGCCACUCUUCAAACUUGUCCUUGGGAACGAGUACAAGGACGCGGAUUCGACCACGAAAACCGUCACCGAUGCAUUCGUGUAUCCCUCCGACGUCGACACGCAGUAUCGUCCCACUCAAUGGAGCAGAACGGAACUCUGGCUGGAAUUCAAGAGAGCUGCUUCUUUUUACGGGUUCAAGGAUGACAGCCCUGAUGAAUGGGUAUCUCAGACCGAAUCGUCAAGAGAUUGUCGCGGUCAGCUUGCUGGUUACGCUGCCAAUACGUUGAAUGUGCAACAUCGAAAACACUUGUUCUCGCUUAACCUUGGUCCAGACGGCGUCCGGUUCUUCAAAUGGGAGAGGACAUACACCAUCGUAUCGCGUGCAUUCGAUUUGUCAACAGAAGGCAAAUGCCUCGUCGAAUUUCUCUACCGGUUUUCUACUCUGACGGAUGGCGAUCGAGGCAAAGACGAGACAGUGACGCCGGCCACGGAGGAAGAAAGGUCUAUGGCAGAGCCGUUGUUGCAGUCCUGGAUUCAUCCGGAUGAGAAGGAUCAGCGGGGAUUUGUGAAGAUUCGCGUGCCUGACGGUGCCAGUGAACGGGAGGUCAUUGCUGGUCCCGCUAUUGCUGUGCCACGAAACAUCCCGGGUCGAGCGACGUUGGGUCUCCCAGUGUACGACGUGAAGGAGAACGGUGUCAGAUUCCUGAAGGAUAGCUGGCGUGAUGUCAAUCUGCCUCAAGAAUCCGACAUUCUGCAGACUCUUAAUAAAAAGAAUGUCCGCAAUGUCCCUACUUUCGUCUGUGGUGGCAUUAUUCCCGGCCAGAUAACUACCUCCCAUAUGUAUAUCAAGGAUACUUGGAACUUUGGAGCCCAUCCACCGCUCACCUGUAUUCGUAAGCACCAGCGAACGCUGACGGUCGAGGUUGGGCAGCCUUUGAAGAAGUUUAGGUCCUCGAAGCAACUUACGAGAGUUGUCUAUGAGGCAUUUUUGGCUCAUGAAGAUGCCUUCACAUUGUGCGAAAUUCUUCAUCGUGAUGUUAGUGGGGGGAAUAUUUUGAUCGUAUAUGACAAGGAAACACCGGAAGAUGACCACGAAGGCGGGGGUCGUGGUUUGUUGAACGAUUGGGACAUGGCUAUUCGCAUGGCAGACUUGGACAAACCAGCGCGACAAGUCGAGCGCACGGGCACCUGGCAAUUCAUGUCCAUCGGUCUUCUUAGAAAUAGAAACAAGAAACACGAAGCACAAGACGACUUCGAAUCUUUUAUAUAUGUAAUGCUGCACCAUGGCCUCCGCUACAUGACCCACAGUGCAGUCGGUCACGGUCUGCGGAACAUCAUUUCCUCUAUCUUCGAUAUUGCCAUAGACGUUGGGAAUGGACAAUGGGUCGGGGCCCUCGGAAAGGGAGCUUUAGUGCAUGGCUCGGGACCCCUACCCGAAGAUUUUCACUUCGCUUGUGUUCCUUUCACGAAAUGGAUUGAGGAUGCGCUGGAGGCCAUCAAUGAAUGGGACAUCUUUUCACAAUCAAAACGUUUGUCGACAAAAAAGCAUCGCAGCAAACCAGCCAUGGACUUCGCGACCCUGGUGUUCUGCGAUCACCAACCGCUGAAAUUGAUGUGGCAGAAGAUGCUUGGCAUGGAUGGAUGGCCCCGUAAUGAUCAUGCAAAGUAUCAGCUGGAGCCCAGGGGCAACAAGCGGCCAUCCGAGGACAGUGCCCAGCCUGCACCCAAGAGGCGAAAGUCAGGACGCUUCACAGCUGCGGCUGCCUCAGGUAAUGUGGCAACUCCAGCUUAG
Guyanagaster necrorhizus is the source of this 1773-nucleotide messenger RNA. RefSeq lists its product as uncharacterized. NCBI's taxonomy places the organism in Eukaryota, Fungi, Basidiomycota, Agaricomycetes, Agaricales, Physalacriaceae. The record is from RefSeq and is a predicted model, not a curated record. The coding region runs from base 1 to 1773 and encodes 590 amino acids. The transcript has 3 exons.